AUGACGCCAUUGUGGUUCUUCUGGAAUUUUGGCAAGUAUGUCACUUGGAAUAAUGUGGAGAAGGGACAGGAUUACAGCAAGUACUCCAGCCUUUGGAUGUACCUGUCUGAUCUGACCUAUAUAGACUCGGCCUACCCCUCCACAGGUAGCAUACUGGAGAACGAACAGAGAUCCAACCUGAUGAACAACAUUCUCAGAAUCAUAUCGGACUUGCAGAGAUCUUGUACCUACGACAUACCAGUGCUGCCUCACAUACAGAAGUAUCUGAACUCCGUCAGGUACAUCGAGGAGCUGCAAAAGUUUGUGGAGGAUGAAAAUUACAAGUUGUCACAGAAGAUUGAGCCAGGUACCAGCACGCCCCGAGCCAACGCCUCCAAAGAGGACCUUGUUGGUCAGGAAGCAUCAGCAUCCCCUCUGUGCGGCCGCAAGUGUUCAGUAGCAGCUGAAGGAACCAAAGUCCCGGCCACACCUCCAUCUCCCAGAAACCUGCUGCCCUACGGACACAGGAAGUGCCACAGCUUGGGCUACAAUUUUAUUCACAAGAUGAACACGGUGGAGUUUAAAAGCGCUACGUUUCCUAACGCCAACUCUCGCCACCUGUUGGACGACAGUGUGUUGGAGAGCAACAGUCCCACCAGAGGACAAGCAGAGAGCUCCACCUUGUCCAGCGGCAUUUCGCUUGGGAGCAGUGAAGGCUCUGAGCUCAGUGAAGAGAUGUCUUGGCCAGCUUUUGAAAGGACUCGCUUCUAUCAUUCUCUGGGCCCUGUGACCCGUGUGGCCCGCAUCCCCUACAGAGGAGUCCUGAGGCCCAGCAGCUCGGCUGAGUCAGAAGAACUUGCCGUUCAUUUGUACCCGGGAGCAGUGACAGUGCAAGGGGUGUUGAGACGGAAGACUGUGCUCAAGGAGGGCAAGAAACCCACAGUCGCUGCUUGGACAAAAUACUGGGUCGCUCUUUGCGGGACCCAGCUAUACUACUACCCCGCCAAGUCUCUGAAGGCUACCGAGAGGAAACAUUUCAAGUCCACAUCCAGCAAGAGUGUGUGUGUGGUGGGCCUGAUGGCCAUGAUGGCUGAUGAUCCGGAACAUCCCGACGUCUUCUUACUGACUGACUCUGAGCACGGUAACACCUACAAGUACCAGGCAGGGAACAGAAUGAAUGCUCUGCUCUGGUUCAAGCAUCUGAGUGCUGCCUGUCAGAGUAAUAGACAACAGGUGCCAGCCAAUCUGAUGUCAUUUGAGUGA
Molecule: messenger RNA, 1242 nt
Organism: Menidia menidia (Atlantic silverside)
Lineage: Eukaryota; Metazoa; Chordata; Actinopteri; Atheriniformes; Atherinopsidae
Source: the annotation of a GenBank genome assembly